AUGCCUGAUCUCAAGACUAUCACCAAUAUCAACGACAACGACAAUGGGGACCUUGACAAGCUUGAUGACAACAAAGAUUCUUACCCUGUGGCUGGCAGUGGCAUUCACAGGCACCUGCAUAGUGCUGAUGAGAAGGACAGCUCCUCAGAGGAUGCACCCAAUACUAGCAAUGAGGCUGAGUCGGACAAUGAUGAAGACAAGGCUUCAGGCAAUGCUGAAGAUGGCCCCACCAGUGACACAGAUGGCAAGGACAAUGAAGACAAUGAUUGCUCCUCGGGCAACGGCGGUGCCCUUGCCAGCAAUGGCAGCGGUACUGCGGACAACAUUGAUGAUGCUGCAAGGAACAAGGCUGCAGAGGGGAAUCAUCAUGAUGAAGAUUUGGUGAAUGAGGCUGAGACUGCUGAAAGCUCGGCAUACCAGUGGCCCGGAGGCAGCGCAUGCCUGUUCCCAGGACCCAUUGGGCCUGGUGGAGAUGACUGGGGCACCGCGUCCAGUGAUGCCAGUACCAUACUUGCAGAUACCAACUUGGAUCCUGUAGGGUCCAGCGCAAAGACACAGGAAGAGUGUAUGCGUGCAGUGCUUGUGGCAGUGACAAAGUCCAGGAUCAAACCAAAUGGCCACCUGAACUACCCCCUUCAUGUGGUUGCAAAGGACUAUGGUGUCCCAUGGUCCACUCUCACUGAUUGUUACCAUGGUAAACAGACACAUCAAGAGGCUCCUGUCCAUGAGUGCAAGCUCUUGGCAUCCCAAGACGAGGUUCUUGUUGAAUGGACCAAGGAACUGGGGUGGAGGGAAAGCUAG
This is a messenger RNA of Rhodofomes roseus, 801 nucleotides long. RefSeq lists its product as uncharacterized. The transcript is spliced from 5 exons. NCBI's taxonomy places the organism in Eukaryota, Fungi, Basidiomycota, Agaricomycetes, Polyporales, Fomitopsidaceae. Bases 1 to 801 code for a protein of 266 amino acids. The record is from RefSeq and is a predicted model, not a curated record.